Molecule: messenger RNA, 765 nt
Organism: Papaver somniferum (opium poppy)
Lineage: Eukaryota; Viridiplantae; Streptophyta; Magnoliopsida; Ranunculales; Papaveraceae
Exons: 2
Coding region: 1-765 (254 amino acids)
Molecular function (GO): RNA-DNA hybrid ribonuclease activity; nucleic acid binding
Source: RefSeq, a predicted model, not a curated record
AUGUCAGAGUUAGACAUAACGUGUGCGUCACCUAGAGCUAUCAAAGGACAAGCAGUUGCAGACUUACUAGCAGCAUUCCCUGGAGAAGGUACUACUGCACUACGCGAGGACCUUCCUGGAGAAUUUCUAGACAUCUCCGUUGUCGAAGAAGAAGCGUGGCUAUUAUAUUUUGAUGGCUCUUCCACCACUAACAAUAACACUGGAAGGGAUGGCGUAGUCCUAGUGUCUCCAACCGGUGAAGUCUCCUCGCACUCCUUCAACCUGGACUUUCAAUGCACUAACAAUUCAGCAGAGUAUGAAGCCUUCCUCAUUGGGCUGUCAUUAGCCAAGAAAGCAGGGGCCACACUUCUGGAAAUAAGAGGUGACUCUAAGUUAUUAAUUAAUCAAAUGAAUGGAGUAUAUGCGUUGAAGGAGUUGACACUGGCUCUGUACCGAUCAGAGGCACAAAGGUUACUAAACUACUUUGUUGACGCAACCAUAACCCAUGUUGGUCGCAACAACAACAGACAUGCCGAUUGUUUAGCCACGCUGGCAUCCAAAUUGCAGUUCGAAGGUUUAGAAGAAACCUUGACGGUGAAGAGGAGAACGGCAGAAUCAACGUGGCUUUCACAAUGUAAAGGCACUGAAACCUAUGAUUGGCGAACUCUGAUCAUUCAGGAGCUUAGCAGCUCACUUUCUCAAGGAAAGCGCAGACGCGAUCCUCCCAGCAUAAAUCAAGAUCCCGUCAGCCAGGAUUGCAGCAGCAAGUGGGGUCCACUGGAAUGA